GUUUAAAUUAUCAGGAAGCAUAGAUAAAUAAAUAUUUUAUUGUAUAUUCUAACAAAAAGAAAAAAAAAGAAACUAAUAGUUAAAACGCUGGCUGGAAGCCGCUUGGGUUUUUUUUUUAAAUUCGUUUUUCUUUUGUCGUAAUGUUAUCAUAUAAAAUCAAGAUAUCGUUAAUAAGAUUUGUAUCAUUCUUCACAUAAAGUUAGUAUCUCUGAAUUCUAGGGAAAAGAUUUGUCAUUCGAGUGACGUUAAUUCUAUCAUAUCCAAUCAAUCUUUUGAAAUAAAAGAAUCCGUAAAAGAUUUUAAAUUUCCCGCAAUUUUCCAACAUCAAAGAUGUCUCUCAAGAGAAUAUUUCCUGAACGCGGCAGCUACAAAGUAUCAUCGCCAAACAAUUCAACGCAAAUGGCUGAGAUCAAGAGGACCGAACACGAGGAACCCAGUGAAGUUCAGUACGAAACAACGAUGGCUACUACGUCGCUAAUGCCGUCCUCUUCGUUACCGACUCUUUCAUCAACACCAAUGCAACAAAAUCAAAAUAUAGGUUAUGAUGUAAUUGAUACUGCACCAACAAAUGCAAGUACAACUUUUCAAAAUUCACAUUGGGAAAACCAAAGGAGUUAUAAGAAAGUUGAAUUCGAUAUCGACUCUGGAAGUCAAUUAUCGAAAGAUAAUAAAUGCGAUAAAUGUCUUAUUAAUUGUCUUUAUUAUACGCAUGAAUGUUGUGACUGUAUCAUUUUAUGACGAUUCUUCUUUUUUAUUUUUUGUUUUUUGUUUAGAAAAGAAAUAAUUAAAGAUCUAUGAGAUAAGAAAUUAAUUUAAGAAAUGCUUUAAACACACAUAAAGAAUGAUAUAGAUUAUAUUGUAUUUUCACAUUAUGAAAUAAAAACUUUGUUAUAUGAAAAACAUAUAAAAUAUGUAUAUACUUGCAUAUGCUUUAAAAGUCCAUUUUCAUGAUAAGUAACGUGAAAUGUAAGUAUAGAUUGCUUGAGUUCUUAAAUUUGCACAUAAAACUAGUUACUUUUAAUAGCUUUCUACUUGUUUCACUAUAUUACAAUGAUGAUAUUGUUUAAAAUUUACAAUAAUUAUUCAUACAACAAAUACUUUCUUCGCGUACUAACAUAAGCAAAAGAUGCUAAAUU
This is a messenger RNA of Polistes dominula (European paper wasp), 1136 nucleotides long. RefSeq lists its product as uncharacterized. The record is from RefSeq and is a predicted model, not a curated record. Lineage: Eukaryota; Metazoa; Arthropoda; Insecta; Hymenoptera; Vespidae.